Molecule: messenger RNA, 5063 nt
Organism: Anguilla anguilla (European eel)
Lineage: Eukaryota; Metazoa; Chordata; Actinopteri; Anguilliformes; Anguillidae
Gene: chpt1
Product: choline phosphotransferase 1
Exons: 8
Coding region: 227-1375 (382 amino acids)
Biological process (GO): phospholipid biosynthetic process
Cellular component (GO): Golgi apparatus; endoplasmic reticulum membrane
Molecular function (GO): diacylglycerol cholinephosphotransferase activity
Source: RefSeq, a predicted model, not a curated record
UGCCUUCCGGAAGCGUAUUUCCUCUCCAAGCACCACCACAGUCCGUCGCUUGAAGAGAAAAACUCUUGGGUUGUGUGUUGGAAAAUGACUGUCUUAGCACCAAGACCAAAUGCGUGAGCUGUCACUUGGAGUACGUGAGGAGUGCUCAAACGAACCGGGACCUUCAGCGAUUUGAUCGGCUGCACCUUAUUUCGAAAUCCCACGGACACUAACUAGCUAGCUAACAAUGACACACUGUCUGUGGCCAGAGCCGCUGUCAGCUCAGCAGCUGAAGCGGCUUGAAGAACACAAGUACAGUGCUUCUGGUCGGUCCUUAUUCGAACCGCCUUGUCAGAUUUACUGGAAUUGGUUGGUACAGCAAAUCCCGACCUGGGUCGCACCCAACACCCUGACCAUUACUGGAUUGGUUGUUAAUAUUGUCACUACGGUUAUCCUGGUUUACUAUUGUCCCUCGGCAACAGAGGAGGCUCCAUCUUGGACCUUCAUCCUCAGUGCAUUGGGUCUGUUCAUCUACCAGUCACUGGAUGCCAUUGAUGGGAAGCAAGCUCGGCGAACUAACAGCAGCUCAGCUCUCGGGGAGCUCUUUGACCAUGGCUGUGAUGCUGUUUCCACAGUGUUUGUUGCUGUUGGAACAUGCAUUUGCUGUGGGAUGGGGGCAUACUCUAACUGGAUGUUCUUCUGCGGCUUCGUGGGCAUGUUCAUGUUCUUCUGCGCGCACUGGCAGACUUACGUCUCGGGCACGCUCCGCUUCGGCCUGGUGGAUGUCACAGAGGUCCAGAUCGCCAUCACUAUCAUGUAUCUGAUGACAGCCUUCGGAGGAGUGAGUCUGUGGGAGAGCAGGCUGCCUGUCCUAGGAGUAAAACUGCACACUUUCCCCAUCCUGGGUAUCAUUGGAGGAGCCCUCUUCUCCUGCUCAAACUACUUCCAGGUCAUCAUGAAUGGUGGAGUUGGCAAGAAUGGCUCCACUGUGGCAGAUACCAGUGUGCUGUCACCGGGGAUGCACAUCGGUCUCAUACUCACUUUGGCCUUCAUCAUCUUCAAGAAAUCUUCCAGUCAGCUAUUUGAGCUCCACCCUUGCCUCUACAUCCUUACCUUUGGACUGGUGAUGGCUAAGAUCUCCAACAAGCUUGUUGUUGCCCAUAUGACCAAGAGCGAGCUUCAUCUUCAUGACACAGCCUUCAUUGGGCCCGGACUCCUCUUCCUAAACCAGUAUUUCAACGGUUUCAUUGACGAGUACUAUGUCCUUUGGACUGCCCUGAUUCUCUCUCUGGUGGAUCUGACAAGGUACUGUACAGGCGUGUGUCUCCAAAUAGCUACGCACUUGAAGAUCAGAGUGUUCAGCAUCACCCCGCAGGUCCACAGGAACCAGGACUGACGGUCCGCCCGACAGGAAGAGGCUGGGGUGAGCGAAGACGCCACCCCACUGCUGAAAGCAGACUUGGAGGACCCCUCAAACCAAAAACUAAUCAGCCUUGACACCGUAACUACCUACAAUUAGACCGGACCAUUCACAACUAGCGAGCUAAUGAAUUAUGCAUGCCUUACAGUUCCACACUGGACUGAGAUAUACUAGACUGGAAAUAAUCAUGGAAAUACCUUGUGUGCUGGAGUUCCUUUUUCUUGCUCUAAAUAGACAUUGCAUGCACUGAAAAUCACUGGUUCAGUGAAUGAAUCUCAUUACAGACCCAGUGCAAUUGGUGCCUUCUUGAUUAAUAUAUCCCUAACAAUAUGAGCUGUACCCCACCACGUAGGUAAAUAUGAGCAGAAAAUCCAGUUGCACCAUUUAGACAUUUUACAUAAUGUGCACGAGCUGUGUCUUUGUUUUUGCCACAACAGAACAUCAAGAAGACCAUGCUGGUGAGAUCUAGUCACAAGCUGACAUAAUGAGUCAUAGAAGUGACCCUUUUUUUGCAGAUGGCCAUGCAAAAAUCUUGCCUAAUACAAGAGGUUUUCUGUCAUUAUUUCCAGUUUAACCCAAAAGCCAAUUAACGUUUUUUUUUUAUUUAAUUAAAAAAUGAAUAAAGGACUGCUGUCGUCCUUUUGGGCAAAUGUUGAAAUAAUUCUUGCUUUCUUGAUCUGAUCCAGUAAUUUUGAAUUUCAUGCAAUAGAAAUAUGUGAGAAGUACCCUAGCGUCUUUAGAUGCAAGCUGCAAACGAAGCAGCUUUCUCUUUCAGAACUCUUUGUGACAGUAGCAGCCAGACCCAGUCCAUAUUCACAAACUGAGUUCACGGAAGACUGCAUAGGUAUGGAAGCAUAAGUAAAUAUUUAAGCCUUGCACACACCUUUUACGGGACUUAUCGAGGCGGCUGGAACAAGCCACCCGUGGUAUGUAAGGCAUGACGGGGCUCUCAGCACCUGCAAUUCACUGCUUCCUUCCUGUCAAAUUCUACAUUUUGUUGACUGACUCAUUCAAGAAUAUUUGUUCAGCAUUGUAGAGCAAGAUGGCAAACAUUCUUUGCUCUGGGAACAUUUGUAUGUAACAAAUUCCUUGAAAUAGGAAUGGACAAAGACAGUACUGCUGUCCGUCUUGCCGUGUUUUCAACUGAGCUGGUGUCUGUUUUCAUCCUUAUUUGAGUCUUGCCGUAUCAAAGAUCACAAAGAACAAGUCACUUCAGUCCUGUAAUGUAGUUGGAGAUGCUACUAGCCUUUCCUUUGGACUGAUGUGUAUUACUUAGUCAUGUCAGGCUGGAGAGACAAACAACUCAAGAGACUAGAGUUUCUUGCUCUGGAAUCUUUCUUAGAAGUAUGCUUGUAUUCUGUUGUGACAUACCCAAUUUUAUCACUUGUUGAUUUGUGGAAUUUUGAUUGAAAUUGGCCAGCAGCAUUUAAUGCUUCCACAAAAAUGGAGAAAUGUAAUGCUAUCUGAUUCUAUCACGAUCAGGAUGUUGAGAUUAUUUGAUAUUUGCCCCAAAGGUCUAUAGUAGCACUGGUGACUGUAUAUAUUGUAUAGUCAUCUCAUCUAAAUUAACAGAUUUAAAUAACUCAGUUCAGGAAUUGUUAAAAAUGCAAAAAAAAAAAAAAAAAAGUUUAAAACCUCAAUUAUGUCCAAUUAAAAUAAUAUGGAAUGGUAAGAUUCAAAUGUGGAAUGGUAAAUUCCGGAUAAUUUGUCAAGAGCUGCAGGUUUACAGGGGACCAGAUCUCAGUGUUAAUGCAACCACCAGUGACAACUGACUACUACAAACCCUUCCUAGCCUAGAACCCUACCCAUAUUUUGCCACAUUGCUGGCUCCAACAUAUAUAUGUCCUCCUGCAACCCCCCUGCAGUGCACUCCCAGGUUCUGUGCUGCAUGUGAGGACAAUCUCUACCUUUGUCUAAAGGAAAAAUUCACAGCAGUUUGAUUUGAAUGGUGUUACUCAUGUUCAUUGUGUUUGUGAUCUAUACAAAAUAUCACUUCAUUAUUAUAAUUGUAAAGUAACCUUUUAAAAAUGGUCAUGGCCAGCAAAGCAAGUCUUCCAGUUUGGCACUCUUAUUCAGUUCCAAUCAAGCAGUUCACCAGCUCCUCAUAAACAUCACAGGCGAUUUGCAUGGGAGGCACGGGAAACACAGGAAUGGCUGCAUGAGUUUAAAUGCCAGUAACAUCUGCUUGAUUGACAGGACUGGUUAAUCAAGCGGACAGCUUGAUUAACAGGACUGCUACAAACAUUGUACAGAUUAUUCAUUUUCCAAGUUGCAAAGAUAAUUAGUGGAAAGCAUGAACACCAACUUGAAUGAGGCUCUUCUAGCCCAUAGUCCCACCAGAUGACAUGCUCUGGGUGUCUAUUUAUCAUCUAUAACUGUGGUUCUUAUUUUUUCUCCUGGGAGACCCCUGUGUAUUCUGGUUUUUGUUCCAACCAAUCUCUUGCUCAGAUAAGGUUGUUGAACACGUGUAAGUUCUUUCAUAAUUUUUUUAACACAAUGCAGGUUUGGCUGGUUAUCACUUUCUUUGUCUUUGAAUUCUUCAUUAACUACCAAAUGGUUAGUUUUAGUGGCCAUGUCCACACCAUCACCAAUUAGGGGCCUAUGGAUUCACCUCAGUCUUCAAUCUGAUUAGAUCAAAUUUUCCUCUCAUAAGUCUCUUUAUAUAAUCAUUUGCAAUAUCGCACCAUGCAAAUAUGGGACUUUUAUUCUUCAUGGAAUGCAUAGAUAUUUCUGACAUAAUGUGGCUUUAAGAGGGUAAAUACCUCAAAACAUGUAUAAGUAUAAUUAAAAUGAAUAGCUUUUUUAAAUUCUUGGAUUGCAUUUGUGGUUGGAAUGAACAUCUGCAUACACAGGGGUUUUCCGGGAUCGAACUUAAGUACUACUAUCUACAGAUUUAAUAAUUUUUUUUUUUGUCAUUUUUGAGUGAAUUUUUUCCUUUAAAAUGUCUCUACACAUGUAAGAAACGACCUCUCACAUAGGUACUAAUUCUCUAGUCAUUGCCACUGGUUGGACAUGCAUUUACACUGAGAUUCCAGCUGCUUUACAUAGUCUCUUCCUCAAGGGCUAUACAUUUAAGAUAAUGUGUGAUUGAAUUUAAUUAUGUUGACAGCCUUAAAUUUUAAAUGUGAAUUCUUUUUCUCAGUUUAUAUGUGAAUCCAGGAUGUAUGAACCAAGCAAAGAGCAAAAUACCUGGUAGCAUUCUCUUUUCAUUAACAUUUUCAGUUAUUUUCAUUUAUGAAACACUAUUUAUACAAAUACCAUCAGAUUAUUAGGAAAUGUAUGUAUUUAUAACCAUAAAAAUGGGACUUUUCACAUUUCUGACUUUGUAUUCACUCAAAAUACACACACACACACACACACUCACUCACACACACACAGCUUUUAUAUACCAAGUAUAUUUGUAUAUACAUGGGUACUUGAAACUCAAUGCUUUAUGAUGAUUGAUGUAUAAUUGUGAGUUUAUGAUUAGGUGAGUAGAGGACCCACUAUGUGACUAGUGCCUACAGGACAAGUAGUUCUUAAACAGGGUACAGGUCCCUUUUAAGGUCUGGCUUUGUCUUAAAAGAGUAGGAUAGACAAAGGGAUUUUUCUCAUUACAAAUGGAAGGGGGAUUUCUGGAAAAGGCAAAUGUUCAAUUUUUUAUUAAAUAAUUUAUUUUUAAUGA